Nothoprocta perdicaria is the source of this 5233-nucleotide messenger RNA. It is a transcript of the gene C1GALT1, whose product is annotated as core 1 synthase, glycoprotein-N-acetylgalactosamine 3-beta-galactosyltransferase 1. Gene Ontology annotation, molecular function: N-acetylgalactosaminide beta-1,3-galactosyltransferase activity. The record is from RefSeq and is a predicted model, not a curated record. Gene Ontology annotation, cellular component: membrane. Lineage: Eukaryota; Metazoa; Chordata; Aves; Tinamiformes; Tinamidae. The transcript has 4 exons. The coding region runs from base 74 to 1174 and encodes 366 amino acids.
CGGCUCCGUGCGGGCCGCGCCGCUGAGCGCGCGCCUCCCGCGGCGGGCGAGGCGAGUCGAUUGUCUUUAGGAAAUGGCCUCUUCUAAAUCCCUGAUGAACCUUCUAACCUUCACUUUUGGAUCAGCAGUAGGGUUUUUCCUGUGCUAUCUCCUGUUCAGCAUGAUCCUAGAAGAACAGAUUAAGAUCCAGCCUCACAUUCUUCACAAUGAUCCACACGGCCAACAUUCAGCAGAUACUGGUAGUAAUCAGUUGCAAGGACAGAUGAAUUUCAAUGCAGACUCUGGACAGCAUAAAGAUGAGAAUAAAAAUGUUGCAGAAGGACUCUAUCAGAAGGUGAAAAUACUCUGUUGGGUGAUGACUGGACCUCAGAAUCUAGAAAAGAAAGCCAGACAUGUUAAGGCCACUUGGGCCCAGCGUUGUAAUAUAAUACUUUUUAUGAGCUCUGAGGAAAAUAAAGACUUUCCAACUGUGGGCCUAGAAACCAAAGAAGGCAGGGACCAACUCUACUGGAAGACUAUUAAAGCUUUUCAAUACGUUUAUGACCAUUAUUUUGAUGAUGCUGACUGGUUUAUGAAGGCAGAUGAUGAUACGUAUGUUAUAUUGGACAAUUUGAGAUGGCUCCUUUCCAAAUACAAUCCUGAACAACCAAUAUACUUUGGAAGGAGGUUUAAACCUUACGUGAAACAAGGAUACAUGAGUGGAGGAGCAGGAUAUGUUCUAAGCAAAGAAGCUCUGAAGAGAUUUGUUACAGCAUUUAAAACCAACAAGUGUUCUCACAGUUCUUCUAUUGAAGACCUGGCACUAGGAAAAUGCAUGGAGAUCAUUAAUGUGGAAGCAGGAGAUUCUAGGGAUACAAAUGGCAGAGAAACUUUUCAUCCUUUUGUCCCCGAGCAUCUCUUAAUCAGAGGAUACCUACCAAAAACUUUCUGGUACUGGAAUUAUAAUUAUUAUCCCGCUAUAGAGGGUCCUGGAUGCUGCUCUGAUCUCGCUGUUUCAUUCCACUAUGUUGAUUCGAUGACUAUGUAUCAGUUGGAGUAUUUGAUUUAUCAUCUCCGUCCAUAUGGGUAUUUGUACCGGUACGAUCCCGAUUCUGCAAAGAAUCCAGAAGAGCAGGAUAAAAAUGAAGCACUGGAGGAUAACCCAAAGCUAAGGCAAAAAGUUUCUGAGAAUUAAUCAGGCUUUGAAGAGAACUGAGAGGCCAGUAUGGUGAAGAAUCUCCUGCAUCAAGCUUGGACAGAAGGCCAGAAUUCCUCAUGGUGACUCUUACAUCCCCAGUCAUCGUUGGCAGUGUUUUCUGUCCAUAGCUGUGUAAAACAGAGUCUCGUGCUGGCUCUGACUGGGGUAGUGUGACCUUGCAGCCCCGCUCAUAAAGAUUUGGGCCCUAAAGCUGUGAAUGAAGUAGGAAGCUGUGCUGGUGCACUGGUACCCGGGAGAACUCUCACGAAAAAUSUGGUGGGCAGGUUCAAAGAUAAUCAUGCAGUAUUUCUGCCCCUUUUCUGCUUUUUAUUUCCUUCCAUGUGUUCUGUUAGGUCGGCUCCAAUAGGAGACACCUGAUGCUGCACAGUGAAAUACUUCAUGAUGAUUUUCUGUAGCAUUCUUGGUAUCGCAAAGUUUUGUUAAAUAUCUUGCCCUAUAGGGAAGGAAUGGGGUGGAAACAGUCUCAAAUUCAUUUGCCUUAAAGACAGAYUGGUUAAUGUGAGCAGACAGACAUCAGCUCAAAUGAUUUAAUCCAAAUUGUUUUCCCAAUGAAAUUCAUAGCUAUGAAUUCAUUUCUUUUAAAACCCUGUUUACUAAAGCUACUGUACGAAAGAAUAUGAAGUUUAAUCACUACAGUUCUGUGGAGAAAUGUUUAAAUUUGAGGUGAUAGGAGGAGCUUACCUAUUUGCCUGUGGCAGUGCUUUCUUUUUGUCUGCAAUGUAUCGAUUUCUUGACCAAAUAGUUAUAAAAAUCAUCUCAGAACUUCUCAGCAAAAGAUAAGGUGGAUUUUUUUAAUCUGUCUUAUCACAUCUUCUAUGUAAACCAGGAAAUUUACUAUUUUAGCAGAGUUACACUGGCACAUAAUAACAUGGGUUCACCCAGUAUUGUAAGUAGUUUAUUUUUAUUUUUUCAUCACUGUAUUUUAAAUUUCUGGAGCCACUGUGUUUAUAAAAAAGGUACAAACAAGUCCUGUUUUAACACUGCAGCAAAGCUGAUUUGGUUGUUUCUGUACACAUUUAAUUCAUUUGCUUGAAGUACUUAAUUCCACUUCUCUGAGGAUUUUCUGCUCAAUUUGAAACUUUGUUCUGURUUUGUUUGUUCUCCGUUUCAGGACCAAGUGUUAAAUGCUGCCUCAAUAACUUAGUGUUCAGGUAAGCCCACCUGAAUGCAGGGAUGCUUCAGAGCGCAUUAACCUUCUCCACCCUGUCACGGGUGUCUCUGCUUCUUAUCUAAACACCCUUUCUUGGUCUUCUCUGUGGUGGCAAGGUUUGUAUUUUCAUUACUGGGGAGUUCUCAGAGGCCAAGCCUACAUUUUAUAUGCACCACAUAAAACCUUUUAGUUUUCUCUCUUUCAAAUUCACUUGCUAGUGAGUUUUUUUGAGUGCRUUUUUUAAGCUUGAUGCAUAGAGUGUCUUUAUUCCACAUUUGGUCAGAAGUUUCUUUAUCUUUUUAUCAGUUUAUCUUCAUCAUAUUGAUGAAUUUGGAUGGAACCUGAUUACCUCCAGCCAUAGUUUUGGAAAGGGCACAUAGUGGGAGCAGACGGCCUUCCCAGGCCCUGCUGUCCUGUAGGAUGUUUCUAGAAGAGGAUGUUACCCCAAAGUACUGGAUUUUUUUUUUCUCUCCCAAAGGUGGGAUUGGGAUCAUGGGGAUUGGGGUCCUGCAAGUCUGUCAUGACUUUUAUUCUGAUUGUUACUCUGCAGCAUGAUGGCAGUCAUGGAAACAUCUCAUGCUAUUGAAAUAUAUCCACCUUUGCUGCUUUGCCUGAAUAUAGGCUGGGUUUAUGUAUCAAGUAUCAAUUACAUAGUUCCAAUUAAAUAGUAUCAGGGUUAAAUCUGUGGGUAUUUAAUAAACAAGAUUUGCUUCUGAAGUACUGAAAAGGAUAGGAGCUUUAUUUUAUGUUAAUACAGUUAUUUAGAAAAUUUUAACUGCAUUUAAGGAAGGAAASCCCUUCAGUCUGUGCUAAAAUGGCCUCCUGUCCAAAGGGGGUGUCCAGCAGCUCUAGUCAGAUGCUUCCYGUUGUGAGCUAAAUGUUUAUCCUGUGUGCGACCCAACCAAUGGUGUUGUGAAAUCCAUAUGUUAUUGAUAACUGCAGUGACUCUGUUCAGCCUCGCAAUUAAAACAUUCUGCAGUGUUUAAGGAAACUGUAAAAUGAAAUCAAGAUCACAACUUCCAACUUAAUCUCUUUGUAAUUUCGGGCUUCAUAGAAGGCCUGCUGUGCUGCUGUCUCGUUCCUUAUUUCUGCUUUCUUCAUGAUUUCUUCCCUUGGGAUUUAAAGAUUUUGUUUCCCCCAGGUGCAGGGCUAGUCUUGCAUGUUUUCUGCAGGUUUGUGCCUUAUGUCUGCCGUGCUGUGCCCUGUGAAUAAUCAUUUCCUCUUCAUCUUCCCUACUAUCCUUUCCUGAAUUUGCAGUUUUCUCACCCAUAAGUGCCCGGUGGAUGGGGGGAGCAGAUAGGGAUGUCUGAGCUGCACAAGUCAGUGGGUGAGGAGGAAGGGAACCUGAUGCUGGGGAGUUCCCAGAGGAGCCUUUUCCCUUGUGGGUUUUAAGAGCGUCUCCCUCCACAAAAUGUGUAGGAUCUAGGGGGGGAUGAAGGGAAGGAUGGAGCAAGCAGCUUGUCAACGGGCAGGUUUCAUUUGAUCAGGCAAGGAGGCUGAAAUCAAGGUUUAUGACAAAUAGGUGGCCUGYCUGGAGAAAUACAUACAGAAUAAGUAGAGCCUUCUCUUUAGGCAUUUCCUUCAGCUGUGUUUCAAAGUGUCCUUCUUCCUAGGCCUCUGAAGCUAUUGGGGUUUGGUUUUUUUUGCCAUUCUAGCAGUAUUGCAGAGAAACUUUUCUUGCCUUCCAGUAUCCAGCCAAGCUUGAGAAGACUUCAUUUUUCACACUGUGCCAUCAAAGCAGCAGCCUCUUGCUCCCCAUUGGGUUGUAUUGUCCCAACYGCAAGCUGAUACCUAUGAAAUAAUUGCUUUCUAUCUCUUCUCCCUUCCAAAGCUUGACAAGAUUGGGAUGUGAACAUUUAGUGUACUUUUCCUGUACGAUAUGGUACAACUAUUGGUAGGUUAUUAUUUCACUCUCCGCUUUUUGUGCUUUCAAAUAAUGUCUGUUGAAUUUGAGUAUUUCUGCAGCCCAGUGGGGCUGCUGUGUUUUGAGCUGAUAAAUCUUUCUGAAGCAGGAAGCAUAGACUCUUUUAGGCCGCACACAUCAUUGCUCAGUUAAAAAAUGUUUCUUAAACCUAAAAGCUGCCAUCGCCAACCGAAGUGAACCAAAUGAUGCAAGUAAGGAAUUCUGAGCUCGUUUGCUUGAGAUUAGUAGACACCAGGCUUUCCUUAAACCAUCACUUGUACCUGGAUAUGGGAAAUUGCAUGGGUGUCACCAGGUGAGAGAGUGUCACUUCAACCUAGUACACGUGUGUGUGAGCUCUGAAAGGAUGAGACRACAACAACCCAGUUGUUGCCUUCUGAUCAACGCUCUUAAUCAGAGCAAUAGGAUUAGUCUUUAUUUUCAGAAAAAGACGAGUUUUAAGCUUAUUUCACUCCUAACCCAUUUUUGACAUCUUAUUUUAGUCUUGUUAAAAGGGGUUAAACACCGCUGGUAUCAGCAGCAUCUUUCAUUCUGUCAUUCUGUGAAAGCUCCUUUCCUGAUGUACUUUAUCUUUGAGGACACUUUGGUUUGCUUUGAAUAUUAAAAUAACCUUUCACAUGUUGCCAUUUGCUCUGUUAUGCUUCCAAAAGUAAAAAAUUCAAUGAAUAGCUGGUAGAUCUGUUAUAAACAAUUUGCUGAGAAGUUUUUUUUUUCCUUUUAAUCAAUGUCUCGGAGAACUGUGUUAUUUCCCCAGUGUACCUGCUACUGCUACUGAUUGUGUGCACACAGAUGAAAACAGAUCCUCACUACAGGACUGCUUGGAGAGACUCGUUUUUUUCCUUUCCCUGACAACUUCUGUGGAAGGACUGUAUUUUACCACAUUGUAUUUAAAAUAUUCCACAAAUCUUCAUAAUACCCUAAGAGAAUUUAACAUUGCUGCUGGGCAGUAUGUUUGUGUAGAACU